Molecule: messenger RNA, 450 nt
Organism: Trichoderma asperellum CBS 433.97
Lineage: Eukaryota; Fungi; Ascomycota; Sordariomycetes; Hypocreales; Hypocreaceae
Source: RefSeq, a predicted model, not a curated record
UUGUUCAAUGCCGUCAUCAGUGGCGAGAGACUGUCUCAAGGUCGGCGAAUCUCUCGUCGUUGGCUGAGUGGAAUUCACGAGCAAAGCAUAAAUGGCAAAGGGCAAAAAAGAGAAAAGGGGGGGAAGCUUAGCUAGAGCCAAAGCAUUUGCGCAGGAGAGAAUGCAAGAUGUGCAUUGGAGAACGAGCAAUUGGGGCGCGGCGGGUUUGGCUACAAGGGCCGAUGAAUGGCUGCUGCCGGUGGUGCCGCCGCCGCCGAAAAGCCGCGCACGCCGUCAAGUCAAAGCUCUAGCAAGGACGAGCGGUGCUAGUAAGUCUUGGGUCUUCGCUACAACGAUAUUUGCGAGUUUGGCUGGAAAGCACGUCUGUCGGCGCUCUACGAUUACUGCGUUCCGCCUAUCCCAUUAACCGUGACAAUUCAACAUCAAAAUACCAAGAUACAAAUGAUACAG